AAGUAUGUCUAAAAUAUUUUACCAUAAAGCAUAAUGGACGUAAAAUAAAAAUUAAGAGUAUUUUCUAGUGUUAAAUUUGUAUCAAUGGCGUGUCGAUAUUGGUUGGUGUAAAACUUCAUGGUGCAUUUGGUGCUCUAGAUAUAGUCAUGGUCUCAUGGAGUGUAACCAUUCAGUCAUUCACUUCAUCUAAAUUCUCAGUUUCCUCCAUCAUCAUUCAUCCGUAAUCACUACUCACUAUUCUCUUCAAACUUCAAACUCUUCUUUGACAAUUUCCUCUAAAUUCAUUUCUCCUACCUUCUACCUUCACCUAUUUAUAUACUUUCCUUUCCUACUCUGUUCAUCUUUUUUGAAUUUCUCAAAACUGGGCAUGUUAAUCCAUCAUUUUGCAUGAACUUUUAGCCUUUUUCUGGGAUUUUCAACUCAUGGAAUUUGAAUACCAGGAGGAAUACAUUAGAAAUUCUAGAGAUGUUCAACUCUUUACUUGCAGAUGGUUGCCUCUUUGCCAUCCUAAAGCUCUUGUUUUUCUCUGCCAUGGAUAUGGCAUGGAAUGCAGCAGCUACAUGAGAGGAUGUGGGAUCAAGCUAGCUUGUGCUGGCUAUGCAGUGAUCGGCAUGGAUUAUGAAGGGCAUGGAAGGUCCAAGGGAGCUCGUUGUUAUAUUAAGAAGUUUGACAAUGUUGUAAACGAUUGUUACAAUUUUUUCAAGUCAGUUUCUGAGCAAAAUGAGUACAGGGGUAAACGGAGAUUUUUAUACGGAGAGUCAAUGGGAGGAGCUGUUACAUUGCUACUCCACAAAAAAGACCCUACAUUUUGGCAUGGUGCAGUCCUUGUUGCACCUAUGUGUAAGAUAUCAGAAAAAGUGAAGCCACACCCUGUUGUUAUUAAUCUCUUGACAAGAGUGGAAGAGAUUAUUCCGAAAUGGAAGAUUGUUCCUUCUAAAGAUGUUAUUGAUGCGGCAUUUAAGGAUCCUAUCAAACGGGAAGAGAUACGGAGUAAUAAGCUCAUAUAUCAAGAGAAACCAAGGUUGAAAACAGCUCUAGAAAUGCUGAGAACGAGCAUCAGUCUGGAGGACAGCUUAAGUGAGGUAACCCUGCCAUUCUUUGUACUGCAUGGGGAGGCAGAUAUAGUGACAGAUCCGGAAGUAAGUAGGGCACUAUACGAGCAAGCCAGCAGUGUAGACAAGACCAUCAAACUGUAUCCCGGAAUGUGGCAUGCUUUGACUUCUGGAGAGCCCGAUGACAAUGUUGAGCUUGUUUUCAGUGACAUUGUUGCAUGGCUAGACAAGCGCAGCAACCUUGACAACAACACGCUGCAGAACCAGUUCUUUGCUCAUCGUGUGCCCCAAGCCAUAAGAUCUGCACCCACAACACCGUUAAUGAAUGGUGGGAACAAAAAGAAGCACCAAUCUAGAGCAUUCGAGAAAUAUCUAUGCGGUUGGAAAGGAUCUCGUAUGCAUCAGCAUCAUCACUCAGCAAUGUAGAGCCUGCUUCCGAUAUGAACAUAUUUUGUGAGCGAUUUUCUCUUUUCUUUUCGUUUGUUAUUUCCUUAGUAGUUGGUUGGCGAUGGGGGUGUUUGGGAUUCGGGUGAGUCUAUCUUUUAGUUAAUAGUUAUAGGGAAAUUUAUUCCAUACACUAAUGCCAUCAAGUGGCUCAUACCUAGACUUUCAUUUAAGCGAGUUUUGGAGAAUCGAAUGUAUGUAACCUUACUAUUGUAAAAAUAAAAAGGUUAACCGGUUUAAGACGUUAAUGAUUUGUUAUGGGAAGCAAAAGAUGAAAAGAUAAAAAAAAAAAAGAAAAAAGAAGCUUGUAUAUGUUGCUUUAUUGUAUUAUUACUCCAAUACCAAGAGAUCAUGUGAAUUAGGUGACACUCAUAGUCCAAAUUAAUGCCAUCCCCCAACUAAGAAUUGAUGUGUAAAAUGUUUGGUAGGUGAGAGGAGAAAUGUUGUAACCUAACAAACUCACCUACUUUCUUAGAUCCUUUUCCUUUUUGAUGUAUCAAGGGGCCACUUUAUUAGUAGUCCUAUUUGGUUGAAUUUUGACAAUUGAAGAAGAAAAUGAACUCCAUUGCUAAACUUCUCAACCAUAAUCUUCUCAUCUUGGUAUUAUGGUAUAAUUAUUUAUUUAUUUAUUGAUAAUACACUUGAAAUAAGCUUUUCAAAAUUUAGUUCGAACGAGCAAGAGGUCAGAUAAGCAUGAUUUUCUUUAGCCAUUUUGAAUUUUUUCAACAUUUGGUGCUCAAACAAUCACAUAGCAUUAGGCCUAAGUGAAUGACUUCGAUCUCUAUGCAAAUUUGUUUUAUUUUAUAAUCUUAAUGUCAUUUGGUACACGAACGAGCACAUAACAUUGAUUAUAGGCCGAUGCAAAUUUGCAAGCCACACCUACACCAAAAUAAGCACAAUCAACUAAGCUACAUUAUCAAAGUACUCUACACCAAAACAUUUCGAAACAUAAAUCUAUAAAGACUACUAAUGAAGAAACGAGACUGACACAUGUCAGACUCUCAUUCAAUAUUUUCUCACUCAAUUAUGUUGACGUGGCAGCUUAUUAUUUACUGAAAAUCAUUUCCUAAAAUACUAGAAUUUAUUUAAGGUGCAGAAUAAGAAUUAGAUAG
Amaranthus tricolor (Joseph's coat) is the source of this 2608-nucleotide messenger RNA. Its product is annotated as caffeoylshikimate esterase-like. The transcript has 8 exons. The record is from RefSeq and is a predicted model, not a curated record. Bases 423 to 1478 code for a protein of 351 amino acids. Lineage: Eukaryota; Viridiplantae; Streptophyta; Magnoliopsida; Caryophyllales; Amaranthaceae. Gene Ontology annotation, cellular component: membrane. Gene Ontology annotation, molecular function: lipase activity.